UUUGUGGACAAAAAAAAAAAAAAGAAAAAGAAAAAACAGGCAUGAACAUGAUAUUUGGGUAUGGUCUGUUUCAUAUCAUGUUGUCUUUUUGAUUGAGUCUUUCCACCAAACCAUUUAAAUGCAACAAAGACCAAUAUUGCUAAUCAUGCCUGCAUAUCCCCAUUCCAUUGAACAAAGAAUCUAGAUUCACUUUCCAAUCCAAAUCCCAUCUCCACAAGAGGAAAGCAGCCCACCAACAAGGAGGUGGAGGAGGAGGAGGAGGAGGAGGAGGAGGACCUUUAACAAGCUCAUUUAUGGCUUUUCAACUUAGGUACCUUGGUUGUUGCAGGAAGCAUCAAGUGCAAUCAAAUCCUUCCUUCUUAUCAAGUUUUCUCAAGUUGAAGAAUCAGACAAUGUGCCAAGAGCAAUGUGUUUUGGAAAUUUCUGUUGACCAGUUGGUGAAUUCAGAUGUCCCUACACUUAUUGAUGCAUUGUCCAAUAUCAAUUUAUUUGGUAUUGAUGCAAUUGAUGUACGUCAAAGAUCUAGUUGUCUGCAGUUGGAUGAAGACUUUGUUCUCUCUCUGCUUCAGGCUGUCAACUGCAAGCUUAGAGUAGUUGAGUUUAUUGAUUCAUCUUACUUGAAGAAGAUUUUGCGUGAUAUUUGGCAGAACGGUUUGUCAUGCCAGACAUUGUAUCUACAAUCUUCUCCAAUGCGCAAACUCAACAUUAGUGGGAAGUUUCUGCAGUUGCAAACUCUUAACUUGGAUUUCAGUCUUUCCCUGACUGGUUUCCAUAUAAGUUGUUUGAGCUGCAUGCCAAAGCUAAUGCACCUAUCUAUGUGUGGGACAAGAGUUGCUAAUCUUUCAAUGACAUGCGCUGCUCUAUCAAAAUUACGAUCUCUGACUGAACUCCGUUUUCAGAAUUGUUUGUGUUGCUCUGGCACUGGAUCAUGUCCAACAUCAGAGAAGGCAUUAAGUUCAGCGUCGUCAGGUGCGCUAUCUUGGUUCUAUCAAAAUAUGAGAAUCUGUAAGUCUGAUGAUGGUCCCUUGACAAAUUAUGAGUUGCCUCAAAGCACAAUCAAUGAAUCAUUGGAUUUAAGUGAAUUAAAUUCAAGUAAUCACCAGUGUAGUGAUGAAUUCACUAAAUUUGAUCAUCAGAUUAGUUCUGAGUUUAUGGAAGAAAUCCUGCUUCCAAGCACAGAGGUGAAGAUCAAUACUGAUGAAAUUGAUGGUGAAUAUCCAUAUGAUAAUGGUAUAAGUGGCCAUGCAGAUAUAGGUAAAGUCCCGAAUCUACCCAAUCAGAAGGAUUUGUUAUCGAGCAUUCAUGUGAAAGAUCUUGAUCAGUUUUCUCCGAGACAGUAUGUUUCACAUCAUCCUUCACCUGUUUGUUUUGAUAAACACUACAGAGAAUAUAUGAUAUCUUCACUGCCUUGUUUGAAGGUAUUGGAUAAUUCAAGUGUCACUGACACCGAAAGAGAAAACGCCAAUUUGAUAUUCAAGAAACAUUAUGAAUAUCUACCAUACAAUAGACAAUGCAAAGAAAGUGUUGUCAGUAUCUUGUCGAAUCGUGAACUUGGAAGCAAUGUUUCUCACAAGAAGGUAAAAUCUUCUCAUUGUCAACGAAAUUAUUCUAAAGGAAGUCGGCAUUCGAUUUCCAGAUCGAUUUCCACUGCCAAAAUGAGUUCCUCCCCAUGGCCUCUUCUGCAGCUGAUUCCCAAAUUUAGAAAUGGUGCAGGAGAAGAAGUCAUCGGUUCUAAUCCAAGACAAUUUGAGUACCAUCCUUGUAAUCCUAGUCUCAUGGCUUUAGGAACUCUGGAUGGUGAACUAGUCAUUAUCAACCAUGAAUCCCAGAAACUUGUCGGCUAUCUUCCUUCAGUCGGGGCAAUGCACAGCAUACUGGGCCUCUGUUGGCUUAAGAACAAUCCUUCAAAGCUCAUUGCUGGCUCGGACAAUGGCUCCUUAAGAUUACACGAUGUGUGUAAAAUGCCGUCACGAGUUACUGGUCAAUAUUGCAGCAAAGAUGCUGCCAUACACAAUUUCAAUGAAUUUGAGCAGUUGACAUCACUGAGUAUAAAUUCAACAGACGAAUAUUUUAUCGCAAGUGGAUUCUCAAAACACGUAGCUUUGUACAACAUAGGCAGCGGGAAGCGCGUGCAGAUCUUUAAAGAUUUACAUCAAGAACACAUCAAUGUUGUCAGGUUUGCAAACCAUUCCCCUACUGUAUUUUCUACAGUAUCAUUCGACCGAAAGAUCAAGAUGUGGGACUUGAGGCAAGGAACAUCACAACCUUGUUACACUGCCUCAAGCACAAGAGGAAAUGUCAUGGUUUGCUUUUCUCCUGAUGAUCAUUAUCUACUUUCAUCAGCUGUCGACAAUGAGGUUAAGCAACUUUUAGCUGUCGAUGGACGUCUUCAUACCGUAUUUGAUAUCACUUCAACUGGAAGCAAUCUAAACUUCACCCGGUCAUACUACAUGAAUGGAAGGGACUAUAUGAUCAGUGGGAGUUGCGAGGAAAACAUCAUUCGUGUUUGCUGUACUCAAACCGGUCGACGACUAAGAGAUAUUUCUUUCGAGGGCAAAAGCUCGAGGAAUUCCAUGUUUGUUCAGUCUUUAAGGGGUGAUCCUUUCAGGGUUUUUCAUAUGAGUGUCCUCGCAGCGUAUUCAGGACAUCGAAGCAAGACGGAGAUUAUAAAAGUUAACUUAGUUUCCUCUGAUGAGUGUCAGUGAACUAGACCAGCUCUGUGCUAUUCUCAGUUUCAAGUCUUUAAAGUUCACAGUAAAUAAUGGUAUUUCUUUGCCCACCUUUUUUAUCUAAGAAAAUUUUAUUUAACAUUGUAAAUAUGUGUGAUUAAUUUUUGGGUUUUCAUGCUGUAUAUUUCUUUUUAAAAAAUUCAUCUGUAUUUUAUUACCUUAUUGAAUAAAAUGAUAUU
Dioscorea cayenensis subsp. rotundata (Guinea yam) is the source of this 2908-nucleotide messenger RNA. RefSeq lists its product as uncharacterized. Gene Ontology annotation, cellular component: Cul4-RING E3 ubiquitin ligase complex. Gene Ontology annotation, biological process: cellular response to UV-B. The record is from RefSeq and is a predicted model, not a curated record. Gene Ontology annotation, molecular function: protein binding. Bases 294 to 2705 code for a protein of 803 amino acids. The transcript is spliced from 9 exons. NCBI's taxonomy places the organism in Eukaryota, Viridiplantae, Streptophyta, Magnoliopsida, Dioscoreales, Dioscoreaceae.